This is a messenger RNA of Fonsecaea multimorphosa CBS 102226, 1851 nucleotides long. RefSeq lists its product as uncharacterized. Gene Ontology annotation, cellular component: Cdc73/Paf1 complex. Gene Ontology annotation, molecular function: DNA binding; RNA polymerase II C-terminal domain phosphoserine binding. The coding region runs from base 1 to 1851 and encodes 616 amino acids. Lineage: Eukaryota; Fungi; Ascomycota; Eurotiomycetes; Chaetothyriales; Herpotrichiellaceae. The transcript has 2 exons. The record is from RefSeq and is a predicted model, not a curated record.
AUGGCCGACCUGGAUGCCGAACUUCUUGCUCUCGCCGGAGGCGACUCCUCCGGCGAAGAGAGCAUCCCAUCAUCCCCCAAACCAAAAUCCCCCUCACCGCCACGCUCUAAGAAACAAACAAGAGAAUCACCGUCCCCAGACAUGGCUCGCAAGGGUGUCGCAAAGGCUGUCAAGCGCACUAAGCGUCGCAAGACGUACUCGGACGAUGAAGAUGAAGUCUCUCUGCUGUCGCAACACUCGGAGUCAGCAUCCAUGUCCCAGUCUGAUUCUGAAGCCGACUUCAACGCUGGUGCAGACGACAAACCCAUCUUCCCCUACGAAAAGCUCUACUACGACGCAGAAGACAAGGCCAGGAUCGAAGCCAAGCCCGAAAUCGAGCGAGAGGAGAUUCUGGCACAGCGCAGUGAACAGGUAGAGCGCCAUGAACAAGACCUCCAACUUCGUCGUCUCGUCGCCUCGCGCGCUCGCGAAGAGGCCAAGAAUGCCGCAAAAAAUAAGCGCAAGGCCAGCGCCGCAGAACUUGAAGACACCCAGCGAAAGAGCACUCGACAGCGCACUAAGGUCGGUGGCGGACGUGUCGGAGAAGCCAGCAGUGCCAUCGAAGCCUACAAGCGACAGCGGGAAGAAAAGACUCUCCGUGAAGAGCAGCGCAAGAAGGACGGGUUUGUGAGAAGAGCAGCAUCACCACGAGAUGACUACAGCGAUGCGGAUGCCGAGGGUGAGAGUGACAAUGACUACGACGACCGUCGGUACAAGCGACGAUCUCCCACGCCACCAAAGGACGAACCCAUCGCCGAACUUGCCGACAUCCAGAGAGCUCGUGUCGGUCGUGACAAUUUUGCCCAAGUUUGCUACACCCCUGGAUUCAAGGAGACUAUCACAGACUGCUAUGCCCGUGUCUGCCUUGGCCCGGGUCGCAAUGAAGGCGUCAACGAAUAUCGUCUGUGCUUGAUCAAGGGAUUCACCACUGGCAAGCCGUACGCCAUGAUUGGAUCCAACGGAAGACCGUUCCCCGUCGACAUGUACAUCAUCGCAGCUCACGGCAAAGCAGAGAGACCAUGGUCAUUCCUUGAAUGCUCCAUGUCCAAGUUUACGGACGACGAAUGGCGGCGAUACCGAUCUGUCAUGGCCAAUGAGGACUGCAAGCUGCCUACUAAAAAAUUCAUCAAUUCCAAGCUCGAUCAGAUCAAUCAGCUGAUUAACCACCGCUUCACCGAAGCCGAGAUAUCACAAAAGAUCAAAGCUCAAAACGAUCUCGUCGAGAAGAUCACCCGCAGCCAAGAGAAGGAGGAUCUCAAGGCGCAGAUUGCUGAGGCUCGCGCUGAUGGGAAAGAGGAUCUUGCCGAAGAGUUGGAAAACAAACUUGCAUCCAUCGUGCCUAUGAAACUGGCUUUUGGUACGAGCCUGACCAAACAAGAUGCCGCCUACGUCAACCCCGAACAGGAGCGCCUUGCCGAGCUCAAUCGCCGAAACCAGAGACUGAAUGCGGAGAAUGUUCGCAAGGCGCAACUUGCGGAAAUGAGAGCACGCAAGGCGAAAAAGACUCUUGCUCCAGGUGUCGACGAAUUGUUCGAGGGCGGAAGUGAUAUCAGUCGUGCGGGCACACCAGUUAAUGGCACGGGGACCCCAAGACUCGCGGCAUCAGGCAUUUCCCGCACUGCAUCACCCAAUCCGCUCUCGCUGGCUAAUGGAACUCCACGGAGUGCAACGCCCGUCGCUUCCAGCACGCUGAAGCCAGUGGUACUACAACAGCAGAAGAAGAAGGGUUUGCCUACCAUUCGCAAGUCCGCCAUGGACGAUGAGAUUAUUGCCAGCAUGGACUUAGGCAUCGAUAUCGAUAUUGACAUCUAG